AUGCCACUUUAUACUAAGUUCUUGAAGGAUCUCUUGACCAAAAAGGGCAAAUAUAUAAACAAUGAAAGUAUAGUGGUGGAAGGGAAUUGCAGUGUUGUUAUUCAAAGAAUUCUACCACCAAAGUUCAAGGAUCCAGGCAGUGUAACUAUUCCAUGUUCAAUAGGUGCGGUGUCAGUGGAAAAAACACUGAUUGAUUUGGGAGCUAUCAUCAAUUUGAUGCCACUUUUUAUGUGCAGAAGAAUUAGGAAUUUGGAAAUUGCACCCACAAGAAUGACACUUCAACUUGCAGCCCGCUCAAUCACUCGACCUUAUGGCGUGGUGGAGGAUGUAUUAGUCAAAGUCCGCCAAUUCACAUUUCUUGUAGAUUUUGUCAUAAUGGACAUUGAAGAGGAUGCAGACAUUCCAUUUAUUUUAGGUCGUCCCUUCAUGUUGACAGCCAAAUGCGUAGUUGAUAUGGGCAAUGGUAACCUAGAAAUGAGUGUUAAUGAUCAGAAGGCUACCUUUAACCUAUUCGAUGCAAUCAAGCAUCCUAAUGACCACAGGGCAUGUUUUAAAGUGGAAGCAGUUAAGCAUGAAGUUGCCAUGGUAGUUCAAGGUAUGACAUCUCAAUCCCCAUUAGAUAAAGCACUAAUAAAUGUCGUUGACUGUCUCACAAAAGAGGAAGAGAAAGAUAUGAGAAAGUGUCUAGAAGAGUUGGAUGGUUUAAAAGUAAGCCCAUCAGAGGAUUGUCCAUUUGAAGAGCUAAAGAAAGAUCCUCCUGCAGAGAAAGCUAAGGUGGAUUUGAAGGUCCUUCCAGAGCAUUUGAAGUAUGUAUUUUUGGAGGACAAUGAAGCAAAACCAGUAGUGAUCAGCAACUCACUGUCUCAUGAGGAGGAAUCUCGAUUGGUGGAAGUCCUGAAGAAACAUCGGGUUGUUAGUGGAUGA
Molecule: messenger RNA, 924 nt
Organism: Glycine soja
Lineage: Eukaryota; Viridiplantae; Streptophyta; Magnoliopsida; Fabales; Fabaceae
Exons: 1
Coding region: 1-924 (307 amino acids)
Source: RefSeq, a predicted model, not a curated record